This is a messenger RNA of Propithecus coquereli (Coquerel's sifaka), 2381 nucleotides long. It is a transcript of the gene DIPK1A, whose product is annotated as family with sequence similarity 69, member A. Lineage: Eukaryota; Metazoa; Chordata; Mammalia; Primates; Indriidae. The record is from RefSeq and is a predicted model, not a curated record. The transcript has 5 exons. The coding region runs from base 88 to 1374 and encodes 428 amino acids.
CGGGGAGGCGGGGGGAGGCGGGGAGCCGGGCGGCCGGCGCCCGGGUCCGCCUCUGACUGCAGCGCGGCGGGGCGAUGUGUGAUUACCAUGGCGAGGAGUCUCUGUCCGGGGGCCUGGCUAAGGAAACCCUAUUAUCUCCAGGCUCGCUUCUCAUAUGUGCGGAUGAAAUAUCUUUUCUUUUCCUGGUUGGUGGUUUUUGUUGGAAGCUGGAUUAUAUAUGUGCAGUAUUCUACCUAUACAGAAUUAUGCAGAGGAAAGGACUGUAAGAAAAUAAUAUGUGACAAGUACAAGACUGGAGUUAUUGAUGGGCCUGCAUGUAAUAGCCUCUGUGUUACAGAAACUCUUUAUUUUGGAAAAUGCUUAUCCACCAAGCCCAACAAUCAGAUGUAUUUAGGGAUUUGGGAUAAUCUACCAGGUGUUGUGAAAUGUCAAAUGGAACAAGCACUUCAUCUUGAUUUUGGAACUGAACUGGAACCAAGAAAAGAAAUAGUGCUGUUUGAUAAGCCAACUAGGGGAACUACUGUACAGAAAUUCAAAGAAAUGGUGUACAGUCUCUUUAAGGCAAAGUUGGGUGACCAAGGAAACCUCUCUGAACUAGUUAAUCUCAUCUUGACAGUGGCUGAUGGAGACAAAGAUGGCCAGGUUUCCUUGGGAGAAGCAAAGUCAGCAUGGGCACUUCUUCAACUAAAUGAAUUUCUUCUCAUGGUGAUACUUCAAGAUAAAGAACAUACCCCCAAAUUAAUGGGAUUCUGUGGUGAUCUCUAUGUGAUGGAAAGUGUUGAAUAUACCUCUCUUUAUGGAAUAAGCCUUCCAUGGGUCAUUGAACUUUUUAUUCCAUCUGGGUUCAGAAGAAGCAUGGAUCAGUUGUUCACACCGUCAUGGCCUAGAAAGGCUAAAAUAGCCAUAGGACUUUUAGAAUUUGUGGAAGACGUUUUCCAUGGCCCCUAUGGAAAUUUCCUCAUGUGUGAUACUAGUGCCAAAAACCUAGGAUAUAAUGAUAAGUAUGAUUUGAAAAUGGUGGAUAUGAGAAAAAUUGUGCCAGAGACAAACCUGAAAGAACUUAUUAAGGAUCGUCACUGUGAGUCUGAUUUGGACUGUGUCUAUGGCACGGAUUGUAGAACUAGCUGUGAUCAGAGUACAAUGAAGUGUACUUCAGAAGUGAUACAACCAAACUUGGCAAAAGCCUGUCAGUUACUCAAAGACUACCUGCUGCGUGGUGCUCCAAGUGAAAUUCGUGAAGAAUUAGAAAAGCAGCUUUAUUCUUGUAUUGCUCUCAAAGUCACAGCAAAUCAAAUGGAAAUGGAACAUUCUUUGAUACUAAAUAACCUAAAAACAUUAUUGUGGAAGAAAAUUUCCUACACAAAUGACUCUUAGUUCAUUUGGACAUUGUAACAUUGCAAGAAACUUACCACUUUUAAAGAACAAUUUUGAGCAUUUUAAAAAAAUGGCUUCUGAGUCACAUCCCUACCAGUUACACAAAACUCCCCUCCACUGGACCUGAGAAGCCAUCAUCUUAAAUACAUGUGAUUACUGAAGUAAUGGCAAGAGGACAGGAUCUACAGAUCCAAAAGAUUCCAUUCCUGCCCUUUUAGAAGCCCUGUUACAUUUUCCAAGUACAUUCACUGUAUAAUUAUUUUCACUAAUGACUUAAAAUAAUACUGUGAAAAGCCUCAUUCCAUAAACAUCAACAGUGAGAGUGAUUUGUAGACUUAUGUUAGCCAAAAUACCAUUGCUGGAAACAUUGUGUUUGCAUUGAAGCUGCUGUUUAAAGAAAAUUUAUAAAUUUACUAAUGUCUUAGCAUGGUGAAGUUUGCACAUUAACAAAUUAAGACUGCAAAGCAGGUUAAUUAAAAUUACUCCUUUAUAAACAGAUGGGUUAAUAGCAUGGUUUAUUGUAUUAUAGAUUUACACUUAUUGAUCAUUAACCCCAGACAUCAAAAUGUGGAGAGCUUCAGAAUAUUCUAAGACAAUACACAAUUAACAAUUUUAGUGGUUGAAACUGAACUUUCAAUUAUCCUGUAGAUUGAAAAGGUCCAUCUUAGUAUCAACCAGCCAACUGAGCCCUUCAAAACUGACAUCUGAAGGCUAUAGACCCAAUCCAGAUCCAUAUAGCUUGAAUUUGAGUUAUGCAGAAAGUGGGACUGAAAGGAGCAAGACAAAAAUUAUUAAAAACUUUUUAGUAGUAAUUUUCCACUUUCAAAGUUAUUUCCUGUGGACCAAAGGGCUAUUUCUUAAAGAGGCAUGUUAAAUGUAUUAAUCUAACACUUUUUCCCCUGUAUACUUGAUAUACCAGAUUAUGUGCUCCUGUUAUUUUCACUUGUGUACUCAGAUGUGGCAUUUACCUUUCGAUAUCUACAUAAAAUGAAACACCACCUUUUGGA